Trichoderma gamsii is the source of this 744-nucleotide messenger RNA. RefSeq names its product cutinase. The transcript is spliced from 2 exons. NCBI's taxonomy places the organism in Eukaryota, Fungi, Ascomycota, Sordariomycetes, Hypocreales, Hypocreaceae. Gene Ontology annotation, molecular function: cutinase activity. The record is from RefSeq and is a predicted model, not a curated record. Gene Ontology annotation, biological process: carbohydrate catabolic process. Gene Ontology annotation, cellular component: extracellular region. The coding region runs from base 1 to 744 and encodes 247 amino acids.
AUGCGAUCCGCUGCUAUUUUCACAGCUCUCCUGGCGGGCCAGGCCUUUGCUUACCCAAAGCCGGUCAUUCAGUCCUACAACAAGCGGGACUGGCCUUCAAUCAAUGCCUUCCUCACCGAGAUUGCCAAGAUUAUGCCCAUUGGAGAUACCGUCACGGCUGCUUGCGAUCUGAUUGGAGAUGGUGAAGACAUUGCUGCCGAUCUUUUCGGUAUCUCUGAAACUGAGAACGAGGCUUGUGGCGACGUAACCGUCUUGUUUGCUCGCGGUACUUGCGACCCGGGCAACGUCGGAGUACUUGUCGGACCUUUCUUCUUCAAUUCGCUGCAAAACGCACUUGGCAGCACAUCUCUUGGUGUUCAAGGCUUCAACUACCCUGCGAGUGUUCAGGGUUUCCUGUCUGGAGCGGUCCAGCCGGGCAUUGACUUGGCCACCCAAAUCACAUCCGUCACAAAGAGCUGCCCGAACACUAAGCUUGUCGUUGGUGGCUACUCCCAAGGCAGCUUGGUCGUCCACAACGCUGUGGGCCACCUCGAUGCAGCAACCGCCUCCAAGAUCAGCGCCGUGGUUCUCUUUGGAGAUCCAAGAGACGGACAGGCUCUCCCCAACGUUGAUGCUUCAAAGGUCCUGACCGUCUGCCACGAUGGAGACAACAUCUGUGCUGGUGGAGACAUCAUCCUGCUCCCACACUUGACAUAUGCUGAGGAUGCAGAUACCGCUGCUGCCUUUGUUGCAUCUAUUGUGUGA